AUGCCAGGAACCAAGCUCUGGUUGGCGCUGGAAAGCAACCCUGAGGUGAUAACCACUUUCAGUCACAAGAUUGGAUGUCCUCCAACCUGGCAGUUUCAUGAUGUGUUCGGCACUGAUCCUGAACUGCUCGCAAUGGUGCCAACACCUGUCGUCGCAGUACUCUUCUUAUUUCCAUUGACUCCUGAAAUAGAGCAGUUUGCAACAGACUCUGUUGAAAAAAUCAAAAAGGAAGGACAGUCUGUCCCUGAGAGUCUUUGGUUUUGCAAGCAGAAGAUCGGCAACGCUUGCGGCACGAUGGCUGUACUACACGCGUUACUCAACUGUCAAGAAUCGAUGGAGAUCGAAGGCUGGGCAAAGAGACUCUACGAGAAAACAAAAACAAAAAGUCCUGACGACAGGGCUGAUGAGUUGAAUGAAGACACUGAGUUGGAAAGUUUGCAUCAGAGCGCAGCGGAAGAAGGCCAAACGCAAGUACAACCACAAAUGGAUGAUGUUGACUCUCACUUCCUCUGUAUCGUACAUAAGGACGGCAGCAUGUACGAGCUUGAUGGACGGAAGCCCUUUCCUAUCAACCUUGGAAAAUCAAGUCCGUCUUCCCUUUUGCAGGAUGCAGUCGGGAGUAUCAAGGAGAGAAUCUUUGAUCGCGAACCAGGGCAGGUGAACUUCUCAAUCAUGGCUCUGGGACCAGCCCUGCCAUUAGAUUGAAAUAGUAACAAGACUUUCAUUUCAAUUCAAAGAUGAAACAUAAGCAAUUUGUUUC
Molecule: messenger RNA, 760 nt
Organism: Guillardia theta CCMP2712
Lineage: Eukaryota; Cryptophyceae; Pyrenomonadales; Geminigeraceae
Exons: 6
Coding region: 1-705 (234 amino acids)
Biological process (GO): ubiquitin-dependent protein catabolic process; protein deubiquitination
Cellular component (GO): cytoplasm
Molecular function (GO): cysteine-type deubiquitinase activity
Source: RefSeq, a predicted model, not a curated record